CGAGCUGGUGAGGCGACUUAAUUGCUUCCAGGCGCGGUGCUAGUGCUCCACUCUCUUGAUUGUUGGUUACGAUUACGAAAUAUUUUCCGAGCACAACAAUGCAACGCACCAGUUUUCUUCUUUCUUGAACGACCGCUCCUUGACUUCAUAGGUGUCCGUUAGCAUUGCGGUGUGGUUGAGUUAUUGUGCGGUAUACGAUUAGGCAGAAUAUCUUCAGUGGUUCAAAUGCAGGUCACUGGUUAGGUUUCAAGUGUUUUAGUAAGGAAGUAGCCAUGUUUGCGAAUAGGCUCCGAAUCCAUUGGAGCUUGAUGGCACUACUCCUGAUUCUGUUCGCCGCAACCGUUUGUGUGGGACCAGCCCACGGUCAGGAAAAUGAGGAAACCAAUCGCAUAGAGAGGCGGCGGCCAACGAAGCUGUCUGUCCGCUUGGUCGGCGGACCGAAUGCGCUGGAAGGGAGAGUAGAGGUGCAACACAACGGGACGUGGGGCACCAUCUGCGAUGACAACUUCGACUUGAGCGAUGGCAACGUCAUUUGCCGGCAACUGGGCUUUCGCCGAGCCCUCCGCAUCAUCGUCGGCGGUAAGUACAGGACCACUGACCCGUCCAUGCCCACACUACUGGAUGAGGUGAACUGCAGUGGCGACGAGAAGAAGCUUGUGGAUUGCAAGUUCACCAUUGGCCAACAUGACUGCGACCCAUACCACCGAGAGGACGCAGGUGUCCGGUGCUAUUUUGUAAGGAGGAAGCGUGUCCAUGUUCCAGAGCUGCUCGUCCGGCUACAAGGAGGUUCUGACGAUGAUCUGGAAGGCUACCUGCAAGUAUUCUAUCGCAAUCGCUGGGGGCUAGUGAGUGGAGAGGAGUGGUCGCAAAUCAACUCCAAAGUAGUGUGCGGACAGAUGGGUUACUGUGACGCUGAGGAAACCAGCGUUGUGGACGAGACCAGCUCCUACUUCAAUUUCUCUUCAGUGGUGGGCGGGGACAGACCUUUCUUUUGGAUGAAAGGUGUCUCGUGCCACGGUGGCGAGUCUCUGCUCAAGGACUGCCGUCACCUCGGUUUCAACGGUUACUACAUGCUGCCGGCAGCCAAGGUCCGCUGCCUGAAAUCAUGUCGGACGUUUUUCCAGAAUGGCACUGAGAGGCCACAGAAAGUGCGCUUGAGAGGAGGCGCACGUAACAACGAAGGCCGUCUUGAAGUCCACGUGCAGGGCAGAUGGGGCACCGUGUGCGGUACAUACUUCUACAAGGAGACAGCGACGGUUGCAUGUCGACAGCUGGGCUUUGGAUCAGUGAAGAAUAUGUUCUCGAAGACACCAUAUGGACGUGGUAUUGGACCUGUGUGGCUUCAGGACGUGAACUGCCGGGGUAAUGAGGGUGACCUUCUGGACUGUGACAAGCGAGUGAAUCCACGCCCUGAUAAUCAGUUCUAUGCCAGUUGUCGGCAUUCCAGAGAUGUAUCCAUUGAAUGUAGAGUGCCACGUUUCAACACACGGGUCCGUGUGUACGGUGGCAGGACAGCGUCUGAAGGGUUUGUACACAUCCGCCACCGCGCGCAGUGGGGUGGACUGUGUAAGAACUCGCUUGGCCGAUGGACCAUGCUGGAAGCCAACGUGGCAUGCCGGGACAUGGGAUUGGGCUUUGCAGUGUCGCAUACGCCCUACUUUCCACCAGCACCGCCAACCAAUCAGUCUGCUGGCUUAGUCACACACUGGAUUGCACCGCUCAGGUGCACUGGCAAGGAACAGAAGCUCCACCACUGUGCACAGGGCAGCAAGAACAGCUGGAUCGGAGCCAGAUUCUGUCCGCAGGGCGAAACAACUGUUCUUUGCUCCAAACAGCUGCCUGACCUUAUCCCUGAUGCCUUUCGCUUGAAGUCAACCUUGUCAAGAACUGUUCACCGGCAGAGACUGGUCCGGCUUAGGUGUGCCAUGGAAGAAAACUGUCUCUCAAGCUCAGCCAGCGCCUACAACCCGUAUUCUUCUGAAGCCUACUAUGUCUAUCGGAAGCUGCUCCGCUUCUCAGCGCGCAUCAUGAACUAUGGGACGGCUGACUUCAUGCCGUCGAAUGACAGGAGACAAUGGCAGUGGCAUUCGUGUCAUAGGCACUUUCAUAGCUUUGAGGAGUUCACUCAUUACAACAUCUCUGACGAGCAAGGAAAGCUGGUCGUGGAAGGCCACAAGGCUAGUUUUUGUCUUGAGGACGUUGAGUGUGACCCGGAUACUUCACGACGAUUCCACUGUGCACAUGGUACACAGGGUAUCAGUGUGAAUUGUGCCGAUGUGUACCGCUAUGACAUCGACUGCCAGUGGGUGGAUGUGACGGAUUUAAACAGCGGUGUCUUCACGCUGACUCUGGCAGUCAACCCGCUGGGACUUGUUGUCGAAAGUGAUCACUCAAAUAACGUAGCGUGGUGCCAGUUUGGCUAUGAGAGAUCAACUGGAGUAGUUACUAUGAUCAAGUGGGGACUCAGGGAUCACUGAUCAAAACCUCUGAACUGCGGAAUCAAAACAAGGAUGCAGAAACUUGAGUGAGAAGAAGUGCUAUCAAGAGACGGCCGUUAUCAUAUUCAGUGUGUUGGUGACUGAUCAUACAGGGUAGGGGAGAUCGACUGUUGAGCCUAGCGCAGACACAUCAUCUGGUAUAUCCAUGAUUCUGAAUGUUGGACCGCACAGUAAAGUCUGGCCAAUGUCAAACUCAUUGAACAUGAUUAUACGCGCAGCAUGUGCUGUGCCAGUUACUGCAUGCAUUUUCGCCUUGAGACACUUCUCACACAUGAUUAUGCUGCAAACUGUAAAUAUGGCACUGCAUUAUUAACUGUCUUUAUGUACAUGACACCAUCACCGUCACACAUGAUCAGACGGCUCUAUCAAGCUGCAGCUCUGCUUUCACUUGUAACAAGGUGCUUUACAUGUGAUUUAUCCAGCGGCCAUGCUUUUUAUUAAAAACACCUCAGUGUUGCCCGAGUCACCCUAGAAGCGGCCACACCUUUCCGUAUCGGCCAUGAACUUCUCAGUAUUCAUGCAUCGCUCUGCUCUUCACAAUUUGUUCCACUGAAUACACUAACCAUAGUCACGGCCUAAGUAACAGUUUGCCCUUGCAAUAAAUCUGUUUCUGCUGUGAAUGGCUGUGCUGUUGGAGAGCAUAAUACCCGAUAUGUGAACACAUUGACAUUACACUCACCCCC
This is a messenger RNA of Sycon ciliatum, 3181 nucleotides long. Its product is annotated as lysyl oxidase homolog 2A-like. Gene Ontology annotation, biological process: peptidyl-lysine oxidation. Gene Ontology annotation, cellular component: membrane. Gene Ontology annotation, molecular function: protein-lysine 6-oxidase activity; copper ion binding. The record is from RefSeq and is a predicted model, not a curated record. Bases 273 to 2477 code for a protein of 734 amino acids. NCBI's taxonomy places the organism in Eukaryota, Metazoa, Porifera, Calcarea, Leucosolenida, Sycettidae. The transcript has 10 exons.